Oryza brachyantha (malo sina) is the source of this 1765-nucleotide messenger RNA. Its product is annotated as pyruvate dehydrogenase (acetyl-transferring) kinase, mitochondrial-like. Gene Ontology annotation, biological process: protein phosphorylation; regulation of glucose metabolic process. The transcript has 7 exons. Gene Ontology annotation, molecular function: pyruvate dehydrogenase (acetyl-transferring) kinase activity. NCBI's taxonomy places the organism in Eukaryota, Viridiplantae, Streptophyta, Magnoliopsida, Poales, Poaceae. The record is from RefSeq and is a predicted model, not a curated record. Gene Ontology annotation, cellular component: mitochondrion. The coding region runs from base 126 to 1247 and encodes 373 amino acids.
ACACACUUCUCCUCCAGCUUCGCCUCCUCCCUUUAUAAGCGCGAGCUCGGGCACCCCACCCAUUCGGCCGCGGUCGUGGAUCCCGAAUUCGCGGCGGUGAGGUGGGAGGAGGAGACGGAGGAGGGAUGGCGUCGGAGCCGGUGGCGAGGGCGGUGGCGGAGGAGGUGGGGCGGUGGGGGAGCAUGAAGCAGACCGGGGUGAGCCUGCGGUACAUGAUGGAGUUCGGGUCGAGGCCGACGGAGCGCAACCUGCUGCUCUCCGCGCAGUUCCUGCACAAGGAGCUCCCCAUCCGGAUCGCCCGCCGCGCGCUCGAGCUCGACUCCCUCCCCUUUGGCCUCUCACGCAAGCCUGCCAUCCUCAAGGUAAUUCUGGGGAAAUGGAGUGUGAAUAAGGUGAGGGACUGGUACAUGGACUCUUUCCGUGACAUCAGAUUCUUUCCAGAAGUGAGGAGUCGGAACGACGAGCUCGCUUUUACACAAAUGAUCAAGAUGAUCAAAGUGCGCCACAAUAAUGUGGUUCCAACAAUGGCAUUGGGAGUGCAACAGCUGAAGCAGGAGCAGUGUCGCACAAAGAAGAUACCCUCAGGAUUUGAUGAGAUCCACGAGUUUCUUGACAGAUUCUACAUGUCAAGGAUUGGGAUCCGCAUGCUGAUAGGGCAGCAUGUGGCUUUGCAUGAUCCUGACCCAGAGCCUGGCGUCAUAGGCCUCAUCAAUACAAAAUUGUCCCCUAUACAGGUGGCUCAAGCUGCCAGUGAAGAUGCCCGUUCUAUUUGUUUGAGGGAAUAUGGAUCAGCUCCUGACAUCAACAUCUAUGGAGACCCAACUUUUACAUUUCCAUAUGUCGCAUCACAUCUACAUCUCAUGCUAUUUGAAUUGGUGAAAAACUCCCUUCGUGCAGUACAGGAACGAUACAUGAAUUCUGACAAAGAUGUUCCUCCAGUUAGAAUUAUAGUUGCUGAUGGGGCAGAGGAUGUUACUAUAAAGGUUAGUGAUGAAGGUGGUGGAAUACCAAGGAGUGGCCUUCCAAGAAUUUUCACCUAUCUUUAUAGCACUGCAAAGAAUCCACCUGAUAUGGAUGGCCCUUGUGAAGGAGUAACUAUGGCAGGAUAUGGCUAUGGUCUUCCUAUUAGUCGCCUUUACGCUCGAUAUUUUGGUGGUGACUUGCAAAUCAUCUCUAUGGAAGGAUACGGCACCGAUGCUUACCUGCACCUGUCACGGUUGGGAGAUUCGGAGGAGCCCUUGCCUUGAAGGCUUCUCUGCGCUGAUACCAUCUCUGUAAUUAGGUUACUCUUGUCUCUUGUAAUUCCUGGGCUGGUUUGGAAUAUUGUUUUAAGGGCCAGCCAUCUAUAGCUGUUAAGUUAACCUGCUAUCUUCUAGUUGCCACGUUUUUCAUCAUUUCAGCUCUGCAGCAGCAGCUUGAGCACUAAGCCCCCUCUUCUGUCUCUCUAUGAGAUGUAGAAAUCCUUCUGCCAUGCACAUGGCAUUGUUCAUACUUCACCUGCUUGAUGAGCCUCACUGCUGUGUGUAAUUGUAAAGCGUACUUUGAUACUAGUUAUCAGUGAUAAGCUAACUUCAUCAAGUGCGUGCCUUUUGUUCCACAUGGUUUUCAGCUUUUAAAAAUUCAGUUUAUUCAUCGGGAGAAAAUAUGAUGCUGUUGAUGUUGAAAUUCUGCAAACCAAGAAACCUAGGCAUCGAGAGGUUGGAGAUAGCUUUCAUGAAAAUGGUGGAAACCUUUAUAUAUAUGUAUGUACUUAGAAAUUUAAAAU